Molecule: messenger RNA, 1958 nt
Organism: Chionomys nivalis (European snow vole)
Lineage: Eukaryota; Metazoa; Chordata; Mammalia; Rodentia; Cricetidae
Gene: Uncx
Product: UNC homeobox
Exons: 3
Coding region: 82-1674 (530 amino acids)
Biological process (GO): regulation of DNA-templated transcription
Molecular function (GO): sequence-specific double-stranded DNA binding; DNA-binding transcription factor activity, RNA polymerase II-specific
Source: RefSeq, a predicted model, not a curated record
CCGAAGCAUGUGUAGGGCUCCGGGCCCCUGUCCCCGCCGCCGCCGUCCGCGCCCCCGCGCCCCGCCGGCCCCGCGCGCGAGAUGAUGGACGGUCGCCUCCUGGAGCACCCGCAUGCCCAGUUCGGGGGCUCGCUGGGCGGCGUGGUGGGCUUCCCCUACCCGCUGGGCCACCACCACGUGUACGAGCUGGCCGGCCACCAGCUGCAGUCGGCCGCCGCCGCCGCCGCCGCGGCCUCGGUCCCCUUUUCCAUCGACGGCCUGCUCAGCGGCUCGUGCGCUGCGGCCGCCGCCUCGGUGGUCAACCCCACACCGCUGCUGCCUGCCGCCUGCGGGGUGGCCGGCGACAGCCAACCCUUCAAGCUUGCAGACUCGGGGGAUCCAGACAAGGAGAGCCCUGGCUGCAAGCGGAGACGCACCCGCACCAACUUCACGGGCUGGCAGCUGGAGGAGUUGGAGAAGGCGUUCAAUGAGAGCCACUACCCGGACGUGUUCAUGCGCGAGGCGCUGGCGCUGCGCCUGGACCUGGUCGAGUCCCGAGUUCAGGUCUGGUUCCAAAACCGCCGGGCCAAGUGGAGGAAGAAGGAGAACACCAAGAAGGGCCCGGGCCGGCCGGCGCACAACUCGCACCCGACCACGUGCAGCGGGGAGCCCAUGGACCCGGAGGAGAUCGCUCGCAAGGAACUGGAGAAGAUGGAGAAGAAGAAACGCAAACACGAGAAAAAACUGCUCAAGAGUCAGAGCCGCCACCUGCACUCGCCCGGUGGCCUGUCCCUACACAGCGCUCCCAGUUCCGACAGCGACAGCGGAGGCGGAGGUCUGUCUCCAGAGCCACCCGAGCCUCCGCCGCCUGCCGCCGCGGCCAAGGGCCCUGGAGCUCACAGCUCCGGAGUCACGGGUUCUGCUCCCAUACCUCCUGGCGAGCCACCCGCGCCUGGCACCUGCGACCCAGCCUUCUACCCGAGCCAAAGAAGCGGCGCCGGCCCGCAGUCGCGGCUAGGCCGCCCUGCGGACAAGGACACGGUCCCGUGCGGGCCCGGAGCGGCAGCGACCGCGGGUCUGCCUAAGGCUAGCCCGUUCAGCGUGGAGAGCUUGCUGUCUGACUCUCCACCGCGCCGCAAAGCCACCCCAGCCAACGCCGCGGCCACCGCGGGGCUGGACUUUACUCCCGGGCUGCCCUGCGCACCUCGAACCCUGAUUGGCAAGGGCCACUUCUUGCUCUACCCCAUCACGCAGCCCCUUGGCUUCCUGGUGCCACAGGCCGCGCUAAAGGGUGGAGCGGGCCCAGAGUUGGCGCCCAAGGACGCGCCACCCGCGCCGCCCGCGCCGCCCGCACCACCAGCGCAGGCCAGUUUCGGGGCCUUCCCGGGACCCGGCAGUGCUGCAGACCCGGCCUUCGCCCGUCGCAGCCCUGAGGUUGUUGCCUCCCCGGGGCCACCGGCUCCCGCACCUUUCCGGGACCUAGCAACGGCGGCAGCCGAGAGCGGUGUUGGGGACUGCGCGGACGCGGGGACCGUCUGCCCCGCGGCCCCGCCGCCCCCGCCCCUCGAAACGUCGCCAGGCCAGCACCCCAGAGCCCCCAGCCCAGCCGGGGAGCCAGCCACCUGCGUCGCCGCUGAGCCGGGCGCUGCGACAGGACCCAGCCCGACUGAGGGCGAGGAGGUGGACAUGGACUGAGCUGACACCGCGGUCGGAAGAGGCGCCUAGCCGGCCGCGCCAGCUCGCUCAGUCCCGGACUCCCUAUGAAUCAGGUGAUUGGCUCUUAGAGACACUGCUUUUCCCUCCUGCUUUUUGUUUUAUUCCUUUUAUUAUUAUUUUUAAAGACAAACGAAAACGCUGUGUCGAUGGGGACCAAGGCAGCAGCUGCAGGUCCUGGGGUGAGGUCCCCUCCUCCGGAGGGAGCAAAAGACCCCAUAUCCCCAAACCUACAAAAACCCACAACGAGAAUCCUCAGCCUUGUA